CGUGCGACGAGGUCCCCCCAGACGCAGCAGCAGCACACGGCCGUCGUCCUCCGUUUCCUCCUCGCCGCCCCGGGGCAGCCCGCUAGCCAUUCUCUCCUCCUCGAUUUCCCCCGUCGCGGGAUCGCCGGAUCUCUGUAGCACGCCGGCGGCCGGAGAAGAGGAGGAGGAGGGGGCGCUCUCAAUUCAUCGGAUCGGCGUGCCUGUGUUGUCUGCGGGUUCGCUUUUGUUUUUGGUUUUGUUUCUUUUUUUAUCGGCUCAAGCUAAAUAAGAUUCGGGGGCGGUCCGUCGCCAUGGGAUUUGGAAUGGGGAAUAACGGGGCGAGCUCGUCGUCGUCGCGGCUGGACCCCGCGCCGCUCCUGCCGCACCACGGCGUCGCGAGCGCCGAGAUCGGGCUGUCGUCGCAGCCCAAGACGUUCGCCAACGUCUUCAUCGCGGUGGUCGGCGCCGGCGUGCUGGGGCUGCCGUACACCUUCUCGCACACGGGGUGGGCGGCGGGGUCGCUGCUGCUCUCCGCCGUCGCCGGGCUCACCUUCUACUGCAUGAUGCUGCUCGUCGCGUGCCGCCGCCGCCUCGCCGACGAGCACCCUAAGAUCGCCUCGUUCGGGGACCUCGGGGACGCCGUGUUCGGCGCGCACGGGCGGUUCGCCGUGGACGUGAUGCUGGUGCUCAGCCAAGUGAGCUUCUGCGUCGGGUACCUCAUCUUCAUCUCCAACACGCUGGCGCACCUCUACCCGAUAUUCGCGCCGUCGUCCUCCGCCCUCCUCUCCCCCAAGGCGCUCUUCAUCUGGGCGAUGCUGCCGUUCCAGCUCGGGCUCAAUUCCAUCAAGACGCUCACGCUGCUCGCGCCGCUCAGCAUCUUCGCCGACGUCGUCGACCUCGGCGCCAUGGGGGUGGUCCUCGGCCAGGACGUCGCUGCGUGGCUCGCCAAGCCCCCACCCGUGGUCGCCUUCGGCGGCCCGGGCGCGCUCCUCUACGGGCUCGGCGUCUCCGUGUACGCGUUCGAGGGCAUCGGCAUGGUGCUGCCGCUGGAGGCGGAGGCGGCGAACAAGAAGAAGUUCGGCGUCACGCUGGGGCUGUCCAUGGCGUUCAUCGGCGUCAUGUACGGGCUGUUCGGCGUGAUGGGGUACGUCGCGUUCGGCGACGCCACGCGGGACAUCAUCACCACCAACCUCGGCGCCGGGUGGCUGUCGGCCGCCGUGCAGCUGGGGCUGUGCAUCAACCUCUUCUUCACGAUGCCGGUGAUGAUGAACCCCGUGUACGAGGUCGCCGAGCGUCUGCUCCACGGCAAGCGCUACUGCUGGUGGCUCCGGUGGCUGCUCGUCGCCGUCGUCGGGCUCUCCGCCAUGUACGUGCCCAACUUCACCGACUUCCUGGCGCUCGUCGGGAGCAGCGUAUGCGUCCUCCUCGGGUUCGUGCUGCCGGCCUCCUUCCACCUCAAGGUGUUCGGCGCCGAGAUGGCCUGGCCCGGGGUGCUCUCCGAUGUCCUCCUGGUCGUGCUCGGCCUCGCGCUUGCCGUGUUCGGCACGUACACGUCGCUGCUGCAAAUCUUCCACUCGUCCAGCGUCUGAUCUCCACCAUGGCACGCAUUUGCUAUGCGCCGAGCAAAUUCAUCCUCGGCGCAUUAGUUUCAGGUACGUUGGUCGGGCCUCUGCUCUGUGUACAGAGAAGUGGAACAGGGGAGGAAGGAACGACUGCCCUGCCCGUCUCAGCUGUUCGUUGAUUUGGGCGUGGAUUUUGCGUCCAUCGUCGCAUUGUUCCAGGGCAGAUUACGGUUCAGGUGUUGUUCGUGAGUGGGUUGUAUAGCAUGGGGAAAAUCUGUAUGCUUUUGCAACGACAGACUUGAGUUACCCCCGGUAGCAAUGUACUACGAAUGUAUGCGUCCUAGAUGUUCCUCCUGCCGUGCACGAUGGAUUCGGUGAAAGGACAAGGUUUUCGGAUCAUGGAAGCUUAUCUGUUGUUGAAGUGUCAGUGUCCCAUGGUUGUUACUUGCACUUGAAGAGCUCAUGUCUUGUGAAUUGGCCCUUCGGCAGGCCGAGGAACUGGGUCGAGUUCGAGUUAUCAUUAGCCGUCAAAGUAUACUCUUUUAAGUUUGCGUCUUUUUAAUUGGGAAGCCAAACUGGCCAAGCAAUUGGGACGAGCCGUAUCACCACUUGUUGAUGUACACCUUUAAUUUUAGUCUUGUUAUUAUAUGUGCCCACGCAAUUGUGUCAA
Messenger RNA from Setaria italica (foxtail millet), 2211 nucleotides. Its product is annotated as amino acid transporter AVT3B. The coding region runs from base 291 to 1568 and encodes 425 amino acids. The transcript has a single exon. NCBI's taxonomy places the organism in Eukaryota, Viridiplantae, Streptophyta, Magnoliopsida, Poales, Poaceae. The record is from RefSeq and is a predicted model, not a curated record. Gene Ontology annotation, cellular component: vacuolar membrane. Gene Ontology annotation, molecular function: amino acid transmembrane transporter activity. Gene Ontology annotation, biological process: amino acid transmembrane transport.